This is a messenger RNA of Thlaspi arvense, 1740 nucleotides long. Lineage: Eukaryota; Viridiplantae; Streptophyta; Magnoliopsida; Brassicales; Brassicaceae. The record is from the annotation of a GenBank genome assembly.
AUGGUUUCUGUUGUUUUAGGUCAAGGAUUAACUGACGGGAAGAAGGCCUUGUACCACUGUAACUAUUGCAACAAAGAUAUCUCAGGAAAGAUCCGCUUUAAGUGUGUACCUUGUCCUGAUUUUGACCUUUGUGUGGAGUGCUUUUCUGUUGGAGCUGAGGUGACCCCUCACAAAUGCAAUCAUCCAUAUAGGGUUAUGGAUAAUUUGUCAUUUCCACUAAUAUGUCCCGACUGGAAUGCAGAUGAAGAGAUAUUACUCCUAGAGGGAAUUGAAAUGUACGGAUUGGGGAACUGGGCUGAAGUUGCAGAGCAUGUUGGUACAAAAAGCAAAACACAAUGUAUUGAGCACUAUAAUGCUAUAUAUAUGAACUCACCAUGCUUUCCUCUGCCGGACAUGUCUCAUGUUAUGGGAAAGAAUAGGGAAGAACUUCUUGCUAUGGCCAAGGAGCAAAGUGAAGUUAAGAAAGGUCAGCUUUCAAAUGAUUUAAUUCUCUGUUUUAGCUCUAUUCUGGAGUGUGUGCUUCUUGAUUGUCACCAACGGAGACAAGGCAUCUUCUUAGAGGUGUCCAUGUGUCUUGGAUUUGCUACCCAUGGGGACCUUGCUGUAAAGGAAGAGCCUCCAUUAUCCACCAAAGUCAAGAUUGAAGAUCAACGGAAGGAAGGCAUAACAGGGCGAUCCUCAUCUAGCUUAGCUUCAGACACAAGUACUGGUGUUGGUGCGGGUAGUGGUGACACCACCACUAGUGCGGUUAAACUGGCAUCCCAGAUCAAGGAUGGUAAUGAUUGCAUCAAGGUAGAAGAUUCUCAUGCAGACAGGAGUGUUGGAGAGAAAAAACCUAGGACAUCAGUGGAUGAGGGGCCUCAUAUGACUGAGUUGACUAGCUACAAUUUCAAGAGGCAAGAGUUUGAGAUUGAAUAUGAUAAUGAUGCGGAACAGUUACUCGCAGAUAUGGAAUUUAAGGAUACAGAUACUGAUGCUGAGCAUGAACUAAAGCUGCGGGUGUUGCGUAUUUACUCGAAGAGGCUUGAUGAAAGAAAGAGGAGAAAGGAUUUUAUUCUGGAAAGGAAUUUACUUUAUCCUGAUCCAUUUGAGAAGAACGUCUCAGCUGAAGAGAAGGAAAUUUGUCAGCGUUAUAAAGUGUUUAUGAGAUUCCAUUCCAAAGAGGAGCAUGAAGAACUUGUUAGGAGUGUUAUCGAGGAACACAGGAUUUUGAAGAGAAUACAAGAUCUACAGGAGGCCCGAGCUGCUGGAUGCCACACUUCUGCUCAGGCUGAAAGAUUUAUUGAGCAAAAAAAGAAGGAAGCUGAAGAAAAUACUCGUAAAUUGAAGGAUGGUGCCCAGGCUGGCCCUAGUGGUAAAUUUUUGCAGAGGGCAAACCAUCUGAAAGGUGAACCUGAUAGCAGUCCCAGAGGAAAUGCACGAGGAUCUUCAUUAUCAGAUUCCGUUGGCAAGGACUCUUCUUCAACAGCAGGACAAACUAUUUCUAGCUCCUUAGAUUGUUGGGACAUCACUGGAUUUCCAGGGGCCGACCUUCUCACUGAAACGGAGAAGCAGCUAUGCAGUGAGCUGAGGAUCCUACCUUCACAUUACUUCAACAUGUUGCAGGACAUGUCAAUGGGCGUGUUUAAUGGCAAGAUCACCCAGAAAUCCGAUCUUCAUGACCUGAUCAAGGGUGUUGAGCCAAGCAAGGUGGAUAGGGUUUAUGAUAUGCUUGUAAAGAGGGGUAUUGGACAACCAUAA